AUGCACCGGGGUGGCGUGCGCAUUGGUGGCGUGCUCACCAGGACGGGGACGGGACGGGGCUACUUCCCUUCACCUGGGCUACUUCCCUUCACCUGGGCUACUUCCCUUCACCUGGGCUACUUCCCUUCACCUGGGCUACUUCCCUUCACCUGGGCUACUUCCCUUCACCUGGGCUACUUUUCCCGUCACCUGGGCUACUUCCCUUCACGUGGGCUACUUCCCUUCACGUGGGCUACUUCCCUUCACGCGUUUCUGGCUCGCCAUGCCUGCGCACCGUCACGGAAUCUCCGCAUUCCCUCAUUCAUAAAGCAUCACGCAACCCUUCUUCGGGCAUAUACCAAUAACCCAAUUAAGCUCUUCAGUAAUAACCAGGCUGAGCGAGGAGGCAGAGGAGGAAACUUCCGGCAUGGAGCAACGGGGGAAGACAGGCGUGAACAAGGCUGCAAAAGUACAAGUGCAUCUAUGCUGUAG
Closterium sp. Yama58-4 is the source of this 471-nucleotide messenger RNA. Lineage: Eukaryota; Viridiplantae; Streptophyta; Zygnematophyceae; Desmidiales; Closteriaceae. The record is from the annotation of a GenBank genome assembly.